This is a messenger RNA of Striga asiatica, 1359 nucleotides long. NCBI's taxonomy places the organism in Eukaryota, Viridiplantae, Streptophyta, Magnoliopsida, Lamiales, Orobanchaceae. The record is from the annotation of a GenBank genome assembly.
ACUCCAAUCAUCAAUUUGGGCGGCUAUAUUUUAACAAAUAUAAAAUUGAAAUGAAUAUAAUUAUAAUUCAUAAUCCAACCAAUAAACCCUUACUAGCCAACAAUAAAUAUCCCCAUCUCUCAGUGCCCCCACUCACUCCAUCUCUCUUUCUCCUCCCCACCACUAAAAUCGUCCCCAUUAAUUCUUGCUUAAUCUCCACGAUUUAUUAAAUGGUGAAGGACGUUGAGGGGACGGCGGAGUACUCGGCCAAGGACUAUCACGAUCCGCCGCCGGCGCCGCUGUUGGAUUUGGAUGAACUGAGUAAGUGGUCCUUUUACAGAGCGCUGAUUGCGGAGUUCAUCGCCACACUCCUCUUCCUCUACGUCACUGUCCUGACGGUCAUAGGGUACAAUCACCAGACGAACGCCGGCGACCUGUGUGGCGGCGUCGGAAUUCUCGGAAUCGCGUGGGCCUUCGGCGGCAUGAUUUUCAUCCUCGUUUACUGCACCGCCGGUAUUUCCGGUGGGCACAUAAACCCGGCGGUGACGUUUGGGAUCUUGUUGGGCCGAAAAGUGUCGUUGAUAAGGGCAGUGCUGUAUAUGGUGGCCCAGUGCUUGGGCGCAAUCUGUGGCGUGGGCUUUGUGAAGGCCUUCCAAAAGACGUAUUACAACACUUACGGUGGUGGGGCCAACGUUCUGGCCCACGGCUAUAACAAAGGCGUGGGCUUGGGCGCUGAGAUUAUCGGUACCUUUGUGUUGGUUUACACCGUUUUUUCCGCAACUGACCCAAAGAGGAGUGCAAGAGACUCCCAUGUCCCUGUGUUGGCCCCACUUCCGAUUGGGUUCGCGGUGUUCAUGGUCCACCUGGCGACAAUCCCAAUCACCGGCACCGGAAUAAACCCUGCCCGGAGUUUCGGGGCCGCCGUGAUAUACAACGAGGACAAGGCCUGGGACGACCACUGGAUUUUCUGGGUUGGUCCUUUCGUCGGAGCCGCCAUAGCCGCCUUCUACCACCAGUACAUCCUCAGGGCCGCCGCCAUUAAAGCCCUUGGCUCCUUCAGAAGCACUGCCUGAGAUAAAUUAGCAAUUUCAGAUAUUGAUUUCCACUGUUAUCUCUGUUUCCUCUUCUCUUGUUUGUAUUUCCAUCCAAUUUGUUGCUUUUGUCCUUCCUUUAUUUUUCGCUUUUUCCUUUUCUAAAUAAAUAUCACUGUAUCUUUUUUUUUUUCUUUUCUUUUUGUGAGUGUAUAUAUCUGUUAUUGUAAUGGAAAUGUUGUGUGUCAUCUGUUUUGUAUUCGUAAUAUGGUGAGGCUUGAUUUAUCAUAGCGGAGCGGCGUCAAUUUAAUCGUUUAAUACUAAACAACCAAAUAUUAAAUUAUAAAAU